Molecule: messenger RNA, 1986 nt
Organism: Phalaenopsis equestris
Lineage: Eukaryota; Viridiplantae; Streptophyta; Magnoliopsida; Asparagales; Orchidaceae
Product: biotin carboxylase 1, chloroplastic
Exons: 17
Coding region: 142-1749 (535 amino acids)
Molecular function (GO): ligase activity; metal ion binding; ATP binding
Source: RefSeq, a predicted model, not a curated record
GAUUUUAUCGUCCACAUUUCUACUCUCCCAACUUUAACAACCCAACCGGCACCAUUCUCUCCCAUUUUUUUGUUUCCUUCAUUCACGAAACCCCAUCAAGGAUCAGGCUUUCUCCUCAAUCCUCAGAUUAUUUAUUCGAAGAUGGACUCAAUGGUCAUGUUCAAGUCCAUUAGCUCGAUGCAGAAGACAAUGUUUCUUAGGACAACCCAAGGAAAUAGGAGUUCACAAUGCAACUUUAUGGUUGGAAAUCUUCCAAAUUUUCAAAAAAUAUUUUUGCCCAGGCAGAGGGCUGCCUGUAAAACUCAAAGAUUUAAAAAUUCUGGUGGUGCUCUUCGUGCAACAUGCCAUGAUGAGAAAAUCCUUGUGGCAAAUAGAGGCGAGAUUGCAGUUCGCGUCAUUAGGACUGCUCAUGAGAUGGGAAUACCAUGUGUAGCUGUGCACUCUACAAUAGAUAAGGACGCUCUUCAUGUGAGGCUAGCAGAUGAGGCAGUGUGCAUUGGGGAAGCUCCAAGCAGUCAAUCGUACUUGUUCAUCCCAAAUGUUCUCUCUGCUGCUGUUAGCCAUAGAUGCACUAUGCUACAUCCUGGCUAUGGUUUUUUGGCUGAGAAUGCUGGCUUUGUUGAUAUAUGUAAAGAACAUGGAAUCAACUUUAUUGGCCCUAAUCCUGACAGUAUUCGAGUUAUGGGUGACAAAUCUACUGCCCGAGAAACAAUGAAGAAAGCAGGUGUCCCAACUGUUCCUGGAAGUGAAGGACUGCUGCAGUCCACUGAAGAAGCUAUCAAGCUUGCCCAUGAAAUCGGUUUUCCUGUCAUGAUCAAGGCAACUGCUGGUGGUGGAGGAAGGGGAAUGCGACUAGCACUUGAGCCUGGUGAAUUUGUGAAAUUACUACAGCAAGCGAAGAGUGAGGCAGCAGCUGCAUUUGGAAAUGAUGGUGUGUAUCUGGAAAAGUACAUUCAAAAUCCAAGGCACAUUGAGUUUCAGGUUCUUGCUGACAAGUAUGGAAAUGUUGUUCAUUUUGGAGAGCGUGAUUGCAGUAUUCAGAGAAGAAACCAGAAACUAUUAGAAGAAGCCCCUUCUCCGGCUUUGACCCCAGAACUACGGAAAGCUAUGGGUGAUGCUGCGGUGGCAGCGGCUGCAUCAAUCGGCUAUAUUGGUGUUGGAACUGUGGAAUUUCUUUUGGACGAGAGAGGUUCCUUCUACUUUAUGGAAAUGAACACGAGGAUCCAGGUCGAGCACCCUGUUACAGAAAUGAUUUCCUCAACCGAUUUGAUUGAGGAACAAAUUCGUGUAGCUCUCGGAGAGAGGCUGUCUUUUGAACAGGAGGAUAUUAUUCUCAGAGGACAUUCAAUCGAGUGUCGCAUCAAUGCAGAGGAUCCCUUUAAAGGAUUUCGUCCAGGGCCAGGGAGAAUCACAGCCUAUCUUCCAUCUGGUGGUCCAUUUGUGAGAAUGGAUAGUCACAUUUAUCCAGAUUAUGUCGUGCCUCCUAGCUAUGACUCCCUACUUGGAAAGCUUAUUGUUUGGGCCCCAACCAGGGAUAAAGCCAUCGAACGAAUGAAACGAGCUCUAAAUGACACGGUCAUCACUGGUGUCCCGACUACAAUUGAGUACCACAAGCUCAUUCUUGAUGUUGAGGACUUUAAAAAUGGGAAGGUGGAUACAGCAUUCAUACCCAAGCAUGAGAACGAAUUGGCCGAGCCUCAGAAGAUGGUGCUAGCUAACCCAAGGAAGGAGAUUGUUGGUGUGAACUAAUCGGAUCUCACGAAUUGCACCCCCACGUAUUUUUUAAUCUUAUUCAAACCUUACUAUUGAUUAUUAUGAUAAGAAACAUUUUUUGACAUGAGGAUAACCUUUAGCCAGUUUACUUUUGUUUCCUUUUUUUUUCUUGUAUUUUUUUUAAUAAAAAUUCUCCCAACAUGCAUUUUCAUUGUUAUGAAUGCAAUUAACUUAUACUCAUCUUCAUGGAGUAAUUCAACAUUUAGAAAAAAA